This is a messenger RNA of Colletotrichum graminicola M1.001, 1017 nucleotides long. Its product is annotated as glutathione S-transferase. Gene Ontology annotation, molecular function: glutathione transferase activity. NCBI's taxonomy places the organism in Eukaryota, Fungi, Ascomycota, Sordariomycetes, Glomerellales, Glomerellaceae. The transcript is spliced from 7 exons. The coding region runs from base 1 to 1017 and encodes 338 amino acids. The record is from RefSeq and is a predicted model, not a curated record. Gene Ontology annotation, cellular component: cytoplasm.
AUGGCCAGCAAAGUCACCGACUGGGUUAAGCCCGGCGACACGUCAGGCGAGUUCAAGCGCCAGCAGAGCUCGUUCCGUAACUGGAUCUCCCGCGAGCAGGGCGCAAAAUUUCCAUCAGAGAAGGGCCGCUACCACCUCUACGUCAGCUACGCCUGUCCGUGGGCCUGCCGGACGUUGAUCACCCGCAAGCUCAAGGGCCUCGAGGACAUCAUCAGUUACUCGGUCGUCCACUGGCACCUCGGCGAGAAGGGAUGGCGCUUCGUCACCGAGGAUGACAAGAACAUCCCUGGCGACAACGUGGUUCCUGACCCGGUGUCGGGCCACGAGGGCUACACGCACCUACGUGACUUGUACUUUGAGUCAGAGCCCAAAUACGAGGGCCGCUUCACCGUGCCGGUGCUCUACGAUACCAAACUCAAGACGAUUGUCAGCAACGAGAGCAGUGAGAUCAUCCGCAUGCUUUACACUGAGUUUGACGAUCUUGUCGAUGAGAAGUACCGCCAGGUCAAUCUCUACCCCGAGGCUCUGCGAAGCCAGAUCGACGAGGCAAACGAGUGGACGUAUGACAGGAUCAACAACGGUGUCUACAAGUCAGGCUUCGCCACGACACAGGAGGCUUACGAGCGCAACGUCGUCGCUCUCUUCGAAGCCUUGGACAAGACAGAGGCGCACCUCAAGUCCGUCCACGACAAGGGACCAUACUACUUUGGCAGAGACAUCACCGAGGCUGACAUCAGGCUCUUUGCUACAAUCAUCCGUUUCGAUCCCGUCUACGUGCAACACUUUAAAUGCAACAUCCGCGACAUCCGCUCCGGGUACCCCUACAUCCACAAGUGGAUGCGCAACCUGUACUGGAACGUGCCAGCUUUCAAGGACACGACGCAGUUUGAGCAUAUCAAGUGGCACUACACCAAGAGCCACACGCAGAUCAACCCCUUUUCUGUCACUCCCGUCGGGCCGCUGCCGGACAUCUUACCGCUCGACCAGGAGGUCGCAGCCGUCAGCACCAAGCUGUGA